This is a messenger RNA of Spirodela intermedia, 690 nucleotides long. The record is from the annotation of a GenBank genome assembly. NCBI's taxonomy places the organism in Eukaryota, Viridiplantae, Streptophyta, Magnoliopsida, Alismatales, Araceae.
AUGGCUUCCUCAAUGAUGGUGUCCACCGCCGCAGUGGCCCGCGCCAGCCCGGCCCAGACCAACAUGGUGGCGCCCUUCAACGGGCUCCGGUCCUCCGCCGCCUUCCCGGUCACCCGCAAGGCCAACGCCGAUUUGUCGACUCUCCCCAGCAACGGCGGCAGGGUCCGCUGCAUGCAGGUGUGGCCCCCGGAGGGCUUGAAGAAGUUCGAGACCCUCUCUUACCUCCCAGAUCUCAGCGUUGAGGCCCUCGCCAAGGAGGUCGAGUACCUCAUCCGCAACGGCUGGAUUCCCUGCAUUGAAAUCUCGAAAGCAAGUCACUCGCCCUCCCUCCCUUCCUCUCUCUCUGUGUCUCUGUCUCUGUCUCUGUCUCUCUCUCUAACUCUUUCCUCUACAAAAUAAUGGCUCUUAUUCUGAUCUCACUCUCUCUCUCUCUCUCUCCCCGUCGGGGGGCAACCACAGGAAGGAUUCAUCUACCGUGAGAACCACAGCUCGCCAGGGUACUAUGACGGGCGCUACUGGACCAUGUGGAAGCUGCCCAUGUUCGGUUGCACCGACGCCUCCCAGGUCAUCGCGGAGGUGGAGGAGGCCAAGAAGGCCUACCCCAACUACUUCAGCAGGAUCAUCGGCUUCGACAACAAGCGCCAAGUGCAGUGCAUCAGCUUCAUCGCCUACAAGCCCCCGGGCAACUAA